CUUAUGUUGAAACGUAAACAAUAACACAAUGUCGUUGAACCGAAACCAAGUAAUCGUCCUGCAGGCGGGUUACUCUCACAUAGAUGCCACUGAUGCUAGUGCCAUGCGGGCUAACUGCAGCUGCACCUUGAUACGCUGCCGCGAUGGCACCAAUAUAAUUGUAGACACAUUCACUGCCUGGGAUGGUGAGCAUUUAACGUCUCUUUUGGCUGCGCAAGGCUUGCAAGUAGAUGAUAUACAUGUGGUGAUCUGCACACAUGGUCACUCGGAUCACGUUGGCUGCAAUUAUCUGUUUCGGCGGGCGCGACUGCAUAUGAUUGGCUCUUGUGCCUCAAAGCAUGAUUUGUACUUGAAUCAUGAAGGCGCGUUGGACGCCAAUGGAGAAGUGUUGGUGGAGAAAACGCCUGGACAUACGCUAAGCUGUGUGUCUGUGCUUGUACACAAUACGCAGCUGGGCGGCACUGUGGGCGUUUGCGGCGAUCUCUUCGAGCGAUGUGAGGAUGUAGAUGAUGAAAAUAUUUGGUUGACAGCGGGCAGUGAGAACGAGAAGAGCCAGGCGCAGGAGCGAUAUCGCAUGGCACAGUUAUGCAGCUUUAUAGUGCCUGGACAUGGGCCGAUGUUUGCCGUGGAUGAGUUGAUAUGUGCCAAACUAAAGCAGCUUGCUGAAAAAUAUGCGUAAAAGGUAACAUUUUUUGAGCACAGC
This is a messenger RNA of Drosophila busckii, 703 nucleotides long. RefSeq names its product metallo-beta-lactamase domain-containing protein 1. Lineage: Eukaryota; Metazoa; Arthropoda; Insecta; Diptera; Drosophilidae. The record is from RefSeq and is a predicted model, not a curated record.